AUGCAUCGCGAGAUCGCCACGUGGCACAAGCGGCUGGUCGACCGAGGGUACGCCAAGGACGGCUACGUACAGCGCAUCGACGCUGAUAUGUGGACAAAGGACGACGAGGCCUACUUUGGCUAUAGCUGGACUAGGCAGAUCUGCCGGUUUGGGGAUGUGCGGCUAAGCUUACCUAGCCUGCCUCACGGGUCUACCGGCCCAGCGACUUUGCAGCGGAUGAAUAUCCUCCCUUGGUUCGUUGCGAUCGGGGAGGAUCACCAGACACUCGACACAGCGGAGUCGGGGACCUGGGAUGACCUCUCACGCUGCCAUCGGGAUUUUGACUCGGGUACCAAGACGCCGUCUGGUCUACCAAAUAGCGCGUUCGGUGGCCGGAUGGAUCAUAUCUUUCCUGCGACUGUGCGGCUAGGACGCUUAGGUGCAGUGUCAGAUGCGCUUAUUGGCCAAACGCGGUGGGAUACUGUUGAUGUACGGAGGGAGCUAGAUAUCUUAUUUGGGGAGAGCGAUGAGGCAGCGUGGGGCUAUAUCCGGGGCUGGCGACGCAACGCCCAGCAGCUAUACCAGAAGGCGUUUGAAAACCUUGUGGCGGCUGAGAAGCAGGCGUUUGGGGAGGAUUCCUACUUCCACCGGCGGGAGCUAGGUCAGCCGACAAUCCCAGAGUUCAUCACCGACGGUGUCCAGUAUACAGAGUUCCAGUAUCCCCCUGGCAUUACGGAACCCGCUAGUACUAAAGUGAGUGGCCUAGCUACUAGUGCUGAAGACAUGGAGGAUAGUGACCCGAUGGAUAUAAGUACUAUAGAGGAAUCAGUAUAG
Molecule: messenger RNA, 813 nt
Organism: Penicillium griseofulvum
Lineage: Eukaryota; Fungi; Ascomycota; Eurotiomycetes; Eurotiales; Aspergillaceae
Exons: 1
Coding region: 1-813 (270 amino acids)
Source: RefSeq, a predicted model, not a curated record